Messenger RNA from Ctenopharyngodon idella (grass carp), 4913 nucleotides. It is a transcript of the gene ppp1r10, whose product is annotated as protein phosphatase 1, regulatory subunit 10. Bases 525 to 2912 code for a protein of 795 amino acids. Gene Ontology annotation, cellular component: nucleus. NCBI's taxonomy places the organism in Eukaryota, Metazoa, Chordata, Actinopteri, Cypriniformes, Xenocyprididae. Gene Ontology annotation, molecular function: metal ion binding. The record is from RefSeq and is a predicted model, not a curated record. The transcript is spliced from 18 exons.
AGCAUUCCUGGAUUUGUCUGAGGUAAGUGUUGUAUCGGAGGAUGGCUCUCCGUCUUUUUGCGAUUUAAAUACUUUUUUUUUUGUCCCAAAGUCCGGCUACCUCAUCAGUUUUAUCAGCAAAACUAUUUUUUGACCGUUAUCUGGAUUUCCGCCGCCAAAUAUUCGCUUUUCUCUAAUGUUUCUUUGUGCUGUUGUUUCGUUUCAGGUCUGAGUCAGUCUCAGUGAAGAUCUGGCGUCGAGGAUUUUUCAACUGUGUACGAAGAUCAAACCCCAAAAAACUCAAUUUUUCUACUCGAGUAACGGACAUUCGCUUCACUGCUUUUUUGCUCCAGAUUGUUCAAGAAGGAAAAGCUCAAUUUCAGCCACCACAAUCCCGCCCAUUAUGCCAUUUUUCAGCCAAUAAUGCUAAAGUCAUGACAGUUUACGUUCUCUUAAACUGUUAAAAAGCUGAAAUUUGUUGCUGUUAAGCACAAUAUAUUAAUAGCAACCCGAGACGCAGAGGAGAGGUAUUAAUAUAAGCAGUUAUGGCCGUGGGCCCGGUGGACCCCAGAGAGGUGCUGAAAGGCGUGGAAGCUUUGCUGGGGAAGGAUGGAGAGCUACGUAGUCUUGAGGGAGUUGCUAAAGUCUUCAGUCUCAUGAAGGCCUCGCAUAAAAUGGUCAGCAGAUGCAUGUAUCUGAACAUCUUGCUACAGACAAAAUCACAUGAUGUACUUAAUCGAUUCAUUCGAGUUGGUGGCUACAAGUUGUUGAACUCAUGGCUCACCUACUCAAAGACUACCACCAACACCCCCCUGCUGCAACUCAUACUGCUCACUUUGCAGAAACUCCCUCUAACUGUGGACCACCUCAAACAGAACAACACAGCCAAGCUGGUGAAACAUCUGAGCAAGAGUGGUGAGACAGAAGAGCUGAGGAAGCUGGCGUCAGUGCUGGUGGAUGGCUGGAUGGCUAUUAUACGCUCUCAGAGCGUCGCCAGUGGAGCGUCACCCAAUGACAAGAAACGGAAAAAGGAGGACGGAAAAGUGCGUCCAGAGGUGAAGCCCAGAGAAAAGGGAGCAGAUGAGGAGAAGAAGAAAGACAAACCAAAAGCUUAUGCUCCAAGUCACGCAAAGAUCCGUUCUACGGGUUUGGAGGUUGAGAGCCCAGCUCCAGUUCCUGUAAAGAAGACCCCCACUGCACCCCAAUUGGGAGACAAAUACAACAUCAAGCCAGCUAUGCUUAAAAGACCAUGCACAUCGCCGAAUGACGCACCACCAGUGGAGAAGAAGUACAAGCCGCUUAACACCACCCCCAACUCUACCAAAGAGAUCAAAGUCAAAAUUAUACCCGCACAGCCGAUGGAGGCCACUGGAUUUCUGGAUGCUCUCAACUCCGCUCCAGUGCCUGGCAUCAAGAUCAAGAAAAAGAAACCAAAAGCAGUUUCCCCUACCACUAAUAAGCCCUGUCCAUUUGAUGGCAGGCCACAGUCAUACUCGGGCACACAGGCCAAACCGUCUUCCCCUGAGACUCCUUCAUCUCAGACCCCUCCUCAUGAGAACCAAGACCUAGAGCAGCCCGGCACACCCGUGCCCACCGAGGACCCUGAAGCCAUGGAUACUAGUGAUAAACCCAAUGCUUUGGCUGAACCUCGUGGCGAGGAGGAGAGUCUGACUAAGAAAGGAAAGAAAAAGAAAAGCGUUCGGUGGGCGGAAGAGGAUCAUCUCAAAGAGUACUUCUACUUUGACCUGGAUGAGACAGAGAGAGUGAAUGUCAAUAAAAUUAAGGACUUCGGCGAGGCGGCUAAACGGGAGCUGAUGAUGGACAGGCAUACGUUUGAAAUGGCUCGUCGUCUUUCUCACGACACCAUGGAGGAGAGGGUGCCCUGGACUCCACCGCGACCUUUGACCCUCAUAGGCAGCCUGGUCAUUCCAGGUGCAACUAGCAGAGAGAAAAUGAUCCAGAGAGACCGAGAGAUGGGCAUUCUGCAGGAGAUCUUCCUCAGCAAGGAGAGUGUUCCAGACAGUCCUCACGAGCCAGACCCUGAGCCGUAUGAGCCCAUGCCGCCUCGUCUCAUCCCACUGGAUGAGGACUGCAGUAUGAUGGAGGAGAAUUACAUGGAGUCCGCUGACACAGCUGCCUCUGGCUCUUCUGGCUCUAAUGAAGGCUCCAAGCUCCCUCCUGUUCUAGCCAACCUCAUGGGCAGCCUGGGCAGCAGCGGCCGCAGCCCUCAGGCGCAAGGCAGCGCCCCACCAGUGACUAAUAACCCCGCUGUUAAUGUCCAGGAACUACUCACAUCUAUUAUGGGUGCUCAGGGAUCUAACCAGUCUCCAGAGGACCUGAUCAAACAGCCUGAUUUCUCUGAUAAGAUCAAGCAGCUUUUGGGCUCUCUGCAACAGAACCAGAACCAGAAUCAGAACCCGCCUCCCAAUGCUCCACCAAUGAACACCGGUCUGCUUGGUCAUGGCCCUGGCGUGAACAUGAACAACAUGAACAACAUGCAGAUGCCAAUGAAUGGAGGUUUUCCUCCCAACAAGCCACCUGGACCACAUUUCAACCAUCCUCCACCUCCUCCUCCCCACGGCCAUGGCCCACCACCGUUCAACCCUGGCGGCCCACGUAUGAUGGGUCCCCCGCCCGGUCCACAGGGCCGUGGUGCGGACAACGGCAAUUACUGGGGUGACGACUCCAUGAGAGGAGGUCCACACCGAGGAGGUCACUUCCACCGGGGGCGAGGGAGAGGAGGAGAUCCUGGAUUCAGAGGACGAGGGGGACGCGGAGGACCACGUGGAGGACAUAACAGCAUGGGUGACAUGUCAAAGAGGCCAGUGUGUCGCCAUUUCAUGAUGAAAGGAAACUGUCGGUAUGAAAAUAAUUGUGCGUUUUACCACCCUGGUGUGAAUGGACCACCUCUUCCUCCCCAGCACGGACACUAACGCACUGAAAAGCUCCAAUUCCUUGAACUCGCCACUAGUGGGCAACAGGACUCAAAAUGAGCCUCGUGUACAGGGACUGAACCUGACUCAAAGAAACAGUACGAUGUGGAGGGGGAUGUUUGCGUCUGUGACAGCACAAUCCCAUCUGCUUCCUCCGCCUGUACAGUUGCUUCAUCAGGAUCUGAACAUAAACAGUUUCUUCUCGAUUCUACACCACUUUUCCUGAUCUGGAAAGCUGGGAGAAGAUCUGAAAUCCUCUAUGAAGAGUCAGACAGUGACUAAACCCAUUACUUGACUUUGGGGCCUACAUGUAAAUACUAAUUCCUAGAGAUGGUGAUUCAUAUGUAUAUUUUUUAUUGUGAUUCAGUGUACCACUGACCUGACUGCUAAAGAUUGUACUACAUUGCUCUGUAACCACUAGGACAAGGUGUAAAUAAUCGUCUUCACUCGGUGGUGUACAGUUACUUCAGCUUCUCCUGGUGCCCAAAACCCCAAGAUACUGAUGUGCAGUUUUCCAAAUUAUAAUUUGCACAUCAGUAUAAUGAAAUUGACAAGUUAUUAGAGCACAGAAAUGUUAUUUUAAGAUUCAUCUGGUUGAAUUCGGUCCAUCUGAUGUUUAAUGAUGGCGAAUUGUUUGUUUUAUUUUCAGGUUUCUAUAGAAGAGGGAGAAACCAUCCUUCUAUGAAAUGUGUACAUGCUUCAAAAUUUACUGGUUUUCAGUCAUGAAAAGAGCCUUAAGUCAUUUUCACACUUGGUCCUUCUUUUUUCAAGGAUUUUCAGUUUCAAAAAACGCCUGACCGAUACUUGUCUAUAUAUUGCAGCACUAAAUUGUAUUUAUGAAUUGGCAUUAUGUUCACUGUAUGCCCCAAUUGAAAAUAUUGUACACGUGAGGGGUUAAUACUAUUCAGAAACGUUACCUUUUGCGUCUGGGCACAAAAUACAACGUCUUCGAAGUCCCUUUUGCAUACUUGAAUUGAUACCUUGUGAUGGAAAGUGAUCCUAGCCUGCUAAAGAAAUAUCAACCAGUUGUUCUUUGUAGUGUGACAAUCAGGAGAAGUAGUUGUGAUUAUUUCCUACUUGAUGUUGAUGCUCUCAUUUGAUUUGCUGUGUGCGUUGAUGUUCUCAUGCUGUCAGACCCUCAGUCCAGCUCGGACUCGUGUGGGUCUGUCCUGCUCUAUCAGUGUUCAACUGAGCCUAAAAUGGGCUACAAACCACUAUCAAGGCCAAACUUAUUCAAGUGUUUUCUGUGAAAACAGUGGCCAUUGUCUCUUUUGGGACUCGAUUUUUCUUCUUUUUUUUUUUGGUUUGAUUCACUAUUCUCCCAUGGUUUUAUUUUGAUACAAGUCGGAUGAUUUUUUUUUUUUUUUUUUUGUAUUAUUAUUUGAAAUAUGUCUAUGUGUCAGAGCGCCGCAUAAACAAUAAAAGGCACAUUCAGAAAUGUAAGGUUUUUUUCUACAUGUAAAUUAAUAAACGUUAAAAAAAAAAAAUCACCAGAAUGUGCAGUUCUUUCUGAAAUUAACUUUUUAUUUUCAGUCUUCCGACUCACAUUAGACUGUAUACACAUAUAAUCGCCACUCUCGCUCAGUUCCGGUUUGCUCUUUUAACCUCUAAAUGCUUCAUUGUUUGUGCAUCUCAAACAGGGUUACGUUAGAAUUCUAGACAAUUGCACCGAAUUACUCCUCCCCCCACAUGUCAAUCCAGUCAAAUCGCUAACAGACCUCUGCCGGUGCGUUUGCCUUCCUGCCUGACAGAUCCGUGUUCUCAGGGCGGAAUCGGGUGCAGAUGGCCACUAUAGUGUGUAUGACAAGGAGUGGCCUGUGGACCCAGCCCUCAAGGGCAAAUAUUGACUUUUUCAUAGAAUUUCUGCCUGCAUGCAAAGUGGAAGAAGAAUAAAUUAGAGUUAAGGACACCUCAGCAAUUCAUUCAUUCUUUGUAAUAUUCAUUUCAUGUUCCCUGAGGAACCGUACAGGAAAAUUGUCAAUAAAUAAAUAAAUAUAUACA